AUGGUGGACGCAACGGGGGCUCCGUUCAAGGGAAGUCGCGCGACAUCACUGGAGGAGGAUCCCCAGGAUGCCGAAGGCCUCCUACAGGCUGUGUACAAGAAGUUCAAACCCACUCUUCCCACAGAUGUCGCUGAGUGCACACUCCGCGUCUUCGAGAACCAAGUCAAGUUUAAGUCCAAAGCUGACCUGCAGCCUUGGGACCCCCUUCAAAACCUUGGAUCAAGCCCAACAGCCCCAUUGCUGGUUCGUGUGCCGAAGAGAUACGUCUGGUACCAGUUGCUGGAUCUGACUGGGGCUCCGUUCAAGGGAAGUCGCACGACAUCACUGGAGGAGGACGUCCAGAAUGCAGAAGGUAUCCUACAGGCUGUGUACAAGAAGCACAACCACACUCUUCUCGUAGACGUCGAUGGGUGUACACUCUGUGUCUUUGAGAGCCAGGAGAAGUUCAAUUCCAAGCAUGAUCUGAAACUUGGAGACUCCAUUCAGGAGCUUGGCUUGGGCUUGGAGACGCCAUUGCUGGUUCUUGUGCCGAAGAGAUACGUCUGGCACCAGUUGGUGAUCGACGGAAGCCCCUUCCAGAGUGAGAGAGUUGAAUCGGCGAACGAAGUCGAGGACUUCUUGAAUGCGGUUUACGCCAAGAACAAGAUGUGUUUUCCAGACUGCGCAGUGGGCAACCUGGUGGCGUACGAGAACAACGAGGCGUUCAGCAGUUUUCCAAAGGGAGACCCAUUGAAGAAAGGUGCAACGAUUGAGGCGCUCGGUCUGUCGGAAGACAACCCCAUUGUUGUGGAAUUGCAGCAGGAAACUGACGAACCAGUGGAGGAAGAAAUGGAUGUCGACCCGGUAUAUGGACGUUAA
Messenger RNA from Phytophthora sojae, 858 nucleotides. RefSeq lists its product as hypothetical. The transcript has a single exon. The record is from RefSeq and is a predicted model, not a curated record. The coding region runs from base 1 to 858 and encodes 285 amino acids. Lineage: Eukaryota; Oomycota; Peronosporomycetes; Peronosporales; Peronosporaceae.